GCCUUGCCUGCCUGCCGGCCGGGGCGGGGAGCGCUGCUCGCUCGCCCCUCGACGUGGGAUGGGCCGGGGCAGCCGUCGGGGAGCGCAGGGAGGUAUCAGGAGAUAAAAUGACCUAGAAGAGUAUUCAAAGCAUGGACUGUGAAAGGAACUCCUUCCACCUGAUACUGAAAGAAGGUGCUGUUUUAAAUUUUUUGAAUAUUGGUAAACUGAAACUCUAAAAAUGAUGACCUGCUCAUUGGCCAGUUACAAGAAAAAUGCAUAUAAGGCAGCUAAAUAAGGACUGUGGUAUCAGGGUUUCAUCAGAUAAACUGUCCAAAAGAACUACUUACCUGGAGACUGUUAUAUUAAAUUGUUGAGCUCUGCACUGUGUUACCCUCCCUAUUACCCCAGCACUUCUGCAUAUGAAAUGCUUCAAAAGAAGGAACUGCUGUGGUUUAUUUAUGACUGAAGUGAAUUACAUUGGAUAUAAAAGAGAAAUGCAGGGUGCAGAGGGCCGUGCAGCUUGAACAGUCUUACUACACCAAUGGAAAAAACUUCUGGUUUGCACCAAAAUAUGACAUCUAUAUUUUUGCUCAUUGGUCAUCUCAUUGUAGUGAUACCUCUCUUCAGUGCUGCAGAAGGGUGUAUUAUUUGUGAUUACUUUGUGCUUGUUGGAGAGCCUACAGCUAUUACUUGCCCAAUAAUUACAUUGCCAGUGCUUCACUCUGAUUACAAUUUGACAUGGUAUAAAAAUGGUAGUGCUACACCAGUGACCACAGAGAGAGAUGCCAGGAUCCACCAGCGAGAGGGCUUACUCUGGUUUAUUCCUGCAAUGCUGGAAGAUUCUGGAAUUUAUGAAUGCAAUGUAAGGAGUCUUAACCACUCUAACAAAAAAACUAUAAACUUAACAGUUUUUAAGAAUGAUAAUGGUUUGUGUUUUAAUGGAAGAAUGAAGUUUGAACAAAAAGUGACGAGCACGAAUACUGGAAAGAUUAUAUGUCCUGAUCUAGAACAAUUUAAAGAUGAAGACAAUAAUCAGCCUGAAGUACAUUGGUAUAAGGAGUGUAAACCUGGAUUUCUUGAAGACAAGCGACUUCUUUUGGCCGAGGGUGAAAAUUCUGUCUUGAUUCGUAAUGUCACUGUGCAAGACAGAGGAAACUACACAUGCCAUAUGGUAUACACAUAUAUGGGAAAACAAUAUAAUGUUUCAAGAACCAUAAGUCUAGAGGUUAAAGAAAAACCUCUGCAGAUGCAACCAGAGUUUAUUUAUCCAAGGAACAAUACAAUUGAAGUAGAACUUGGCUCUCAUGUAGUUAUGGAAUGUAACGUAUCAAGUGGCAUAAAUGGCUUGAUUCCAUUCUGGCAAGUUAAUGAUGAGGAUGUUGAUAUCUUUGAUAAAACCUACAGGGAACAGUUUUAUGAAGAGGGGUUGCCUCAUGGACUUGCUUUAUCUGGAACAAAAUUUAACAUUUCAAAAGUGAAAGUAAAGGACUAUGCUCAUAAAUUCUUCUGCCACUUCAUAUAUGGUUCUCAAGAAUUUACAGCCUACAUCAAAUUGGAACGCCCAGCUCAAAACAUUCAGGGAUACUUAAUUGGAGGAGGAGUUUCCUUGGUAUUUUUAGUGUUUUUUACUCUCUUUAUCUACAAGAUCUUCAAAAUUGAUAUUGUGCUUUGGUAUCGAGACUCCUGCCAUCCUUUCCUAGGGAAAAAAGCUUCAGAUGAGAAGAUCUAUGAUGCUUAUGUUCUGUAUCCAAAGAACAGAGAAAGCUGCUUGUAUUCAUCAGAUAUUUUUGCUCUGAAGAUACUGCCAGAGGUCUUAGAAAGACAGUGUGGAUAUAACCUCUUCAUACUUGGGAGAGAUGAUUUACCAGGAGAAGCUGUGAUCAGCGUUGCUGAUGAAAAAAUCCGUCAAAGUAGAAGAGUAAUAAUUGUUUUAGUACCAGAGCCCUCCUGUUACACCAUUCUGGAAGAUGAGUCUGAAAAGCAGCUAGCCAUGCAUAGUGCUCUUAUCCAAGAUGGCAUUAAAGUAAUUCUCAUUGAACUUGAUAAAAUACAAGAUUAUGCAACCAUGCCAGAAUCCAUCAGAUACAUUAAGCAAAAGCACGGGGCUAUCCGAUGGAAAGGAGACUUCUCAGAAAGGUCCCACUCAGCAAGUACCAGAUUCUGGAAGAAAGUGCGCUACCAGAUGCCAUCCAGAAAAAGCGGCUCUUUAUCAGAAUUGCAUUUAUUACCAAAAGACUUGAAUUUGCCUUAAAUAACAAAUGACAAACGACACUUAUAGACUGGUUCAGUUCACACAUUUGGUGAUGGAUUGACUGAAGGUCACAUGUAUCUGUUUUGUGCAAUCUCAUCCAAAUUUACUGGAAUGAAGGUACUACAGCUUUAUCUACAGAUGUCAAUCUUUUUUUACUUCUGUCUGGAUCAACAGAACACUUUGAAAUAUCAUCAGUAGCAUAUGUAGGAAGUACACAAGUACUUUUCCAAGAAUGAUUCUGUGAAAUUCCCUUGUACUAAAAAUGAAAGGACAAAAAACUGUCAAAAAGUGAAACCAAUGAAGAAUUUUUUUUCCCUGCAAUUAAAGUUUCAAUAUGAAGGGAAUUACACUAAUUAUGGUUAUGAUACUACGUAAUGGCUGGUGCCAGUAAAUGUUAGUUUCUUUUUUUUUUUAAAUGAAAUGGCACAAACCUUUUCUUUGUUACAAAUUUGUUAUUUGCCUUGUUCAGUUUGAGGAAAGAUAAAUCCCCCUAUGUUACUGCAUCAGUGUGUUAUCGUCCAGGAGAAAAGCUCCCUUAUCUUGAAACAAGCAACUUGCUUUUGUGUCCAACUCCAUCACUUUCCAAGCUCUACUUGAAGGCUGUUGCUAACACAGUAUUAGGCAGAAGAUUUCCUUCUGGUAUCUCCAUUUGUUUAUCUGAAAAAAAAUCAUGUUCUGCAACCUUCAGAAUUCAUCUAUUCAUUAACAUACUCCAGUGUUGGCUUUUCUUUUUUCAUGGCUCAAGCAAUUUUCUUAUGCCACCAUACUCAACCAAACAAAACUGUUCUGGCUGGUAAGUGACAAAAACAGUGGAAGUAGGUUCUUCUUCUGCUUAUGUUGCUUUGGCUUCCUCAGUGUGUGCUGGAAACUUGAAACAGUGGUUUUGAGAGACAGUCCCUUCUGAGCUUUUUGAGUUAUGUGUGUGUUUACCCAGAAUUGAAUAAGAAUAUCUUCAUUUCAAGAGGAGGGGGAAAAAGUGCAUUUGAAAUGUCAGACUAACUCAGACUGUUAGGGUACUGAAACGUUUUAUUGAUGAAUGUCAUGUAUGUACAGACCUGUGCAAAUGCUCAUAGUCUUUUCUCAUUUUGUGUUUUAGUCACAAGAGAAGUGUCAGGGGAGGAUCAGUCCUAGUCAUGAAGUACCACAUUUACUUAGCUGUUCAUGCAGUCUGCCUUUAAAUAUGGUGUGUGUUCAGUAGCAGCCUGUUGUAGGGUCAAAGAGCCUUGAGAUCCAUCUGAAAUUACUGAAAACCAUCUGAACAGGUCUAAUUGUUCACUUUGAUAGAAGAAUCAAAUAGGUCAGAAGCUGUAUGGUUUGGUCACAAAACUCUGCUUUAAGAAGAUCCCUGUAUCAAAUGUGAAGACCAGACUGGCAUUAUGGUAUUUGUACUCUGAGAACUAGGGUGUAACACUGACUUUGUGCUUUCACCUUGACAGCUCACAGCAUGCAGGCCAGCCAACAGAGUUGCAGUGACCUCAAUCCUCCUAAUUACUUCUGCUGACUGGAACAGAUUGAAAGGAGAACUGCUGCUUGUUAUCCCUAACUUUAAGAAUGAAAGGUUAUUUUACUGAGCCAAAAUAGUAUUUCUUUAAAAAAAAUUGUUCAUUUUGAUAUAUUUAUACAAAUCAUACUAAAGUUUUCAUGUGUGUUAUGUAAAGGCACUUUGAGGAAGAGUCCGUUUUAAGAUUUAAUAAAGGCACUACAUAUUUUUUUCAUACA
Catharus ustulatus (Swainson's thrush) is the source of this 3952-nucleotide messenger RNA. It is a transcript of the gene IL1R1, whose product is annotated as interleukin 1 receptor type 1. The transcript is spliced from 14 exons. The coding region runs from base 524 to 2233 and encodes 569 amino acids. Gene Ontology annotation, biological process: regulation of inflammatory response; signal transduction. Lineage: Eukaryota; Metazoa; Chordata; Aves; Passeriformes; Turdidae. Gene Ontology annotation, molecular function: interleukin-1, type I, activating receptor activity. The record is from RefSeq and is a predicted model, not a curated record.